This is a messenger RNA of Desarmillaria tabescens, 3660 nucleotides long. RefSeq names its product Gryzun, putative trafficking through golgi-domain-containing protein. NCBI's taxonomy places the organism in Eukaryota, Fungi, Basidiomycota, Agaricomycetes, Agaricales, Physalacriaceae. The transcript is spliced from 17 exons. The record is from RefSeq and is a predicted model, not a curated record. The coding region runs from base 1 to 3660 and encodes 1219 amino acids.
AUGAAUUCCUAUCCUCCUGAACUGCUGGUUCAGCUGGCGCCGGUCAUGUUCGUGGCCGGCCUUGAUGCUCCUCCUCCUCAAUCUCCAAGCCCCGCCGAUACGACCAAAUACCAGGAUCCUUUCGCCCUUCUCACUGCUCGUCUUCGCGAUGCCCUGCUCUCCCAGCGCAAAGUAUCCAUCUGGCAGCCCGACAAGACCAAAUCAUUUCAAGUGCUCUUGGUUGACAAGGAUAUUCGAUUUCCUCCCCGGAAAAUUGGGCCCCCAGACGACUCGCAGCAUGCCGUGGCUCAUUCUCCUCUCUCUCCAUUGACGCCUUCUUCUCCUUUGUAUCCUGACGGGCUCAUCGCGCCUAUCUGGAUUCGCAAGCAUACAACCCUUGUGCCUUCGGUAUUCGUGUUGUUCUUGCGCCUAUUCGAAUUCCCGUUACACAACCUUCGGUCGCCUUUGGACGCACCAGAUCAUGAUCGCGAGAAGGACAGGGAGCAGGAAGAGCGGAAGCGGGAUGGAGAGCUGGCUGCAUAUGUUGCGUCGCGGAAAAAGUCUACUAAUGAACGUAACAUGAAGCUUACUGUGGUCCUCAUGGCGAGCAGAAGGAUGCUGGACGACCCUGCAUUGGACGCUAGAUUAACCUUCAUACGAAAACAGAGUGGCCUCGAUGCUAGAGCUGCCUUGUUUGUUCUGAGCCCUGUAAGCUCGUCAGAAUUGGGCGAGUUUGUACAGAGCAAGCAUUGUACGAACCGGCAGUGGAAUAUUACACCUCACAUUCUAAGCGCGUCAGGCGUAAAACGGAACCGUCACACCCAAGCUGUAUCUUCCUAUUCAAAUCCUCUAAGCCCUGUCGGACAUGCUGGAACCAUACGGCCCCUACGUCCAGAAGGUUGGACAGUUAGGUACGAAUACAAGAUGGCUUGCUUCGCCGAGUUCAGAGGGGAAGAUGAAGUCGCACUCAAGCACUAUCAGGACGCAUACGAGGUUCUUGCUGUGAUGUUCGGUUCCAUAUCAAUUCUUCCACCUCGCACUAAACGAUGGGCUGAAGCCAAAGUACUUGCUGAUUGCAUCAACAUCAAAAUAACGAAGCUGUAUCUAUAUAAUAACGAGCACUCCUUGGCCUUGUCCCAUCAUAACACCCAUAUCAGAAAGUUCGGCGAUCUAUCACGGGGAUGGGGGAUUGGUGAAGAGACCUUCGAGUAUUGGAGCUGGGUAGCCAGGCAAUACCGUAUCCUCGCAGAACUAUUGGAGCAAGGGUCACACACAACGCUUUCUCUCCCCUCUCAUCGUCCUGCUGCUUACAACACCACCCUCUACUCUUCUACAGUACAGAAUCCGUCCAGUUCGCGAGGAUCCACUCCCGCGUUGGAAACAGAUGCCUUGCGAUCUUUGGGAUUAAAUCCGAGCCAUGCGUUGCAGCAUCCAGGGUUCUAUUACUAUAUGGCUGCUAGAUGCACGGAAAUGAGACGAGAACGCUUCCUCAUAACACUUGACACCAAGGGCAUCUCAAAUUCACCAGGCUUUGCGAAUGAGAAGAAGGUCGAUCAUCUUGUCAUCAUACUUGAGUUGUACACCAAGUCAUAUGAGCUGUUCAAGAAAUAUACCCACAGCUCUCAAGGUCAAAGUCAAGCCCGACUGACCCUCUGGAUCGCCUACCGUAUCGGACAAACAUAUUUUGACUCUGGUGUUGAGGAAAUGGAUGAGCCCGGAACACUUCAGGAAGAUUUGCUUGCGGUUCUCAAGAGCACGGUGCCGUCAUCGCCUGACGAACCGCUCAUCAGUCGACCUUUCGGGUACACAGCCGAUAUGUUCUUGAUUCCAAUGUCAUUUUCUGGACUUCCUGAGGUAAAGGUCGGACAACGCGCUGCCUUCCAGAUCUCAAUCACUGCACCUUCUGACGUGGCAAUAUCCGAGCUCCCUUUCGUGUCCUUGUCCAUUCGGUUUUCAGAUGAUACUUUGCCUUUGGUUCUUCUUCGACAUUCAGAUGAGGAAGUAGACGAAUCAUCCAAGGUUACUCAUGUUCAGCUGGGACACAUUUCCAAGACAAGCGCGGAUGUGCCACCUACUUUGAAAACGAAUUUGCGGAUGGAAACAGGGUUCUACCCUAAUAUUGUCUGGAACAUUCUCAUCGGAGGUCCCAACGACGUUCAAGGUCAGAUCGAAGAACUUCUCUUGACGUUGAUGGAGGGUUCCUGGAAUAUCCAGAUACCGAUGUAUCCGUGCAGCUAUAGACAUAUGUCCCUACCCACGAGUAAAUGGCUAGCCUCGCUGAAGCCUCUAAAAUUCAUCGAUGUCAAACGCGAGAACUCGUCUUCUGUGAUUGUUCGUCAUCGUCCCCACAACGUUUUGUUAUCGUUCACGCACCAUGCACCUGCGUGUAUCGAUGAAGUGUAUCCCAUUGUCAUCAAGGUUACCAAUGCCGAUAAUAGAGAGCUGGAGGUCACGAUGGAUGUACUCCUGCAGCCCACAGAGGUUGAUGAUGCAUUCAAUUCAAUAACUCUUGAUGACGAGCGAUCUUCUGGUCUCAUCAAGGGCAUCUCUUUUGGUGUCCUUGUGCCAGGCGUGAGCUCAAUCAAAACUUUGAAUCUGUCCAAUACAGGCGGGGCUGGAGAUAGGAUGAUUGAUAUCUCCAUUCAGUCAAGGGUAACCCCUUCGAGGCAUGAUUCCAGCGAGGAUUUGUCCAAGUCUGAAAUGGAAGAUGUGUCGGAGAUUCUACAGACGCUGACAGUACCAACUGUCAAAGCGCUGAAUGUCGCAUAUGAUGUCGUGUAUAAGCGUCCUUUGGCUGAGCGGUUGGGGCUGGUGGAUUUGAGAAGGUUUGAAGAAGACUUUUGGGAUGAGGGUGAAGCAGGAGAGGCUCUCGUGUCCCUCAGAUUGGAGUGUGCCGGUCCUUGGUCCUUGGAAUUGGGAAAAGUUGGGCUUGAGAGACAGAACAAUGACGCUGCAAAAGUUUUGGAAGCGUCAACUGAUGUGUUUGAUGAAGCAGAUUUCUCCACGGAAUAUGUUCCCGGCGACGAGUUCUCAGGCUCGUGUCGGAUAAGCUUGCAAGGAGGUGAGCAACAAGCUAUUCCUGGACCAGGUACCUAUCUGGUCGAGUGGCGCAGAAUAUACGAUGACGGAACAAGAGGAUCGACUUCAAAGAGUAUAUUCCCACUCCCUCUACUGCGGCCACCUACGGAUGGCUUAAUUGGGCUCCUCCAAAUACCUCCUGUUGCCAGACUGCACGAAGGCCUUCCACUGACACUGACGAUACGGAAUAACCAUCCUACGCGAUCAGCGAGCUGUACUGUCCAUGUGGAGCCCGAUCCAUCUGAUGGAUUCGUCGUAGCUGGACUGCGCAGUGGAAGAGUGCCUAUCCUCCUACCAGGGGCUGAGGAGAAAAUACUUUGGAACGUGAUACCCGUUGAGUGUGGGUAUAUUAAGCUCCCUAAGAUCAAAGUCAUUGAUCAUAGGAAAUCGGUCCCUAAUGCGCAAGGGGUGGGAGAAGGGGAGGUGGAGGGUCAGGCGGUCAAAAUUGUCGAUGUCAGACUUGAUCGGAGGAAGGAGAGUGUAGUUACUGAGAGUAACGAGGUGGAGAAGGAGGUUAUAAGACCCACAGAUCUAGAAACAGAUUCUGAGGAAGUAUGGGGUAUACAGUGCUGGUGCUACCGUAGCCUAUUCAUACGUCAAUGA